Molecule: messenger RNA, 5460 nt
Organism: Trichomonas vaginalis G3
Lineage: Eukaryota; Parabasalia; Trichomonadida; Trichomonadidae
Product: bifunctional inhibitor/lipid-transfer protein/seed storage 2s albumin superfamily protein family
Exons: 1
Coding region: 1-5460 (1819 amino acids)
Source: RefSeq, a predicted model, not a curated record
AUGAACAAAGCAACAUUCUCAGGUUGUUAUGCGUUCGGCUCUGGACUUGCUGUUGGUACAGGAGGUGGUAUCUUCCUUUCAGUAUCAAUGGGUGUCCUCAAGAAUACUAAAUUUCUAAACAACCAAGCAACAACAGGAGGUGGUAUCGGUUCCAUUGCAAGCCAUCUUUUCCUCGAGAAUACCGAUUAUACCUAUAAAUUCGAAGGCAAUAAGGCAUAUACAUAUGGUGGUGCUCUUUACUUCCAAUCCAUUCCAAGCACUGAUGCAAAAGAGUCUCCAGUUUGCCAACUCCGUAUUUACACAGUAUUAUUUACCAAAAACGUAGCCGAACAGACUGGUGGUGCUAUUUCUCUCAUUUCAGAUACCGAUGCUUACAUUGAAAACACACUUUUCCAAUAUAAUAAAGCUGGUGACCAAGAUGGUGCCCUUUACGUUGUUAACUCAGACCUCAAGAUCUUUAAAUCCGGUGUACUUGCAAAUCAAGCAGGCUUAAAUAUUGCAUCUUCUUCUGCCGAAAAGAUCAUGAACAUGGAAACCACUGUUGCCCUUAGAUUCAGAGGUCGUGGAUGCGGUGGUAUCGCAUUCGUAUCAACAUUGAAGCAGCACCAACUUAUUACCCAACAAAACUGCUUUUAUAGAAAUAAGAUGUACAAAGGAUUGACGAAAGCAAUCGGAUCUACUUCGGGUUCUGCUGCAGGUAAUGACUACAUGCUUGAAGAUAAAGUUUACUGGCAAUCAUACCAAGAUGUAGUUGAAAAUCCAACUACAUGUUAUGCAUAUAUUGGCAAUACUGAUAACUUUAAGAAACAGAUUUACCAACAACUUAACUAUGAUACCAACCCAGAACUUGCUAACCAAAAAUUCUGUCCUAAGAACGAUCUUGCAGAAAGCACUGUUUCUGCCCUUACUACAACUGAUCCUGCAUUUGCCAGAGUAUCUAAUAAUCCAGGCGCUCAGGCAACAAGUUCUGUCACCGAUCCAACAGCAUUUGUUUAUGUUGCUACUCCAAUCACACGCCUUCCUUAUGCUACAACAUCAUCAUGGAAGACAUAUCCAACAUCAAAUGUUAAGGUUUGGACAAAGAAAUCUACAUUCACUGUAGCUGCAACUUUCUUCAGAACACCAUUCUCAACAGCUCAUUCCACACCAUUUAAGACAGUACAUUCAACACCACACUCGACCGCUCAUAAAACACCAUUCAAGACAGUCUUUGACACACCUAUUAUAACAAGAACACCUCUUCCAACAGCACAAACUCCAAGUCCAUCAGAUAACCCACUUAUCACAGAUACUACAAAUUAUCUCACAUACUCAUAUGUUUUACCUGCAACAAAAUUCCUCACACUCGCUUCUACAACUACGAGUAUUACAGAUACAAUCACAACAGUUUUCACAUAUACUUCGACAGCUAUCAGAACUUAUAAGGAUAACACUGUUAAAAUUGUUUACGACAAAUCUAUCACAACAAUCGCUACAAAUCUUGCUGCUAAAGCAGAUUAUACACUUUACUAUCCAUCAUUUACACAAGUUAGUACAGUUACUUACACCUCAUCUCAUGUCAGCGAUUCAGACACAUUUAUUAGAUAUAUGGCGUUAACUACUAAUGCUAAAGGCAUUUCUUCUAUUACGUUUACCAAAAUUGCUGACUCUACUAUUACAUCCGGUCCAGACUUCAGUACUAAUGAGGUUAUUUAUGUUUACAGUCUAAUCAAAAAUACAAACACAAUUACGUUUACUAAAGAUGGUGAAACCGCUGUUAAACUCACAAUUACUAAUAGUAUUUACACUCUUUCUGGUAGUAAAAGCUUUGCUGCAAAUCAAUACUAUACUAUAACAGGCAGCGCCGGCGCAUCCUAUUACACACUUACAUACACAACCACAACUUAUACAAAGUCCACAUUUACAGCUAUGGAUAUUCCAGUUGGAACAAAUGUAGAACAGAAAUACACUGUCGCUAAUAUGGAAGAACAGCCAACUAGUACAGAAAAAUCAACAUUGGUUCCUAUUACAAAAAUAACAACAUUCUCAGGAAUCAGUUACUUCUCAGGAUAUACAAAAGCUACAGAGGAUACAUACACAAUCAUUUAUUAUCCAGCAAUUACAAACUAUUACACAGUGAUUGCAUUAGCAAGUGAUAAAACUACUUAUACAUACACAGCUGUUACGACAUUUGCUCAAACAUUCUCAUUUGUUCCUUCUAACAGCUUAUUUGUUUCAUACAUCUCAAUUUACACAACUUGGAAUUCUGAAACAAUUACAUAUGAAAACAGAAAGAUCAAUACAAUCACGGGUACAAAUGUUUACAAACUUACUGAUGUUGCUUCUGAAUAUUUCUCGAUCACUCAGAGCCUCAGUUAUACAGUUAUCAAUUCAUAUCUCACCACAUCAACAGCUAGUCUCCCAACUGCUGUUACAUUUAAUAGUGCUUCGGUCACAUGGACGUCUACUUUCUAUCUUCCACCCGGAGGAAACAGCCAAAGCGUCGUUUACACAUUUACACAAGUUGUGUUAGGAAAAAUAGUUGCAUCAACAAUCCUUCACACUGCAAGCCUUUCAUUUGCAGGUAUUGCAACCUCAUAUAAUACAAAUACUCUUGUUGCAUCAUCCACGACAAUUAAAUCUCUCACAUACACAAUUUCUGAAUAUGCUUCCUCAUUAACACCAGAUCCAUUGGUAUCCAUUUCUACAAAUCCUUUCAGCAACAUUCUUUACAUGCAAACAUUUGUCCCAUCCCUUACAUUCGCCAACACUAAUACAGUUACACAGAAAAUCACAGAUCAAUUCUCAACAUCAUUCGCAUCACAAGUUUUGACUAAUGUAUGGAUGACAUCAAUGAUCUUUAAGUCAACAUUCUUAGAGAAUGGCCAAUAUGUAUUUACCGAGACAAAUACAAUCACUAAAUCAAUAACAUCCCUCAUAGGAAAUGUUAUUAUUUCAACAGUAAUUAAUGCACCAUUCCAAGGAAAGACAGAGUUCAUUACUCCAAGUGGUGCAACAUCAACAAUUGUAAAGAAUUACGCUGUAUCAACAUCAAUAACCCACACAAGUGCCAUUACAAUUAAAUCUGGACCUUCAACUUCAUUAACAACAUACUUCACAGUAUUAUCAAGUACAGUAACUACUUACACACUUUCAACUUACAAAUCCUUAAAUACAUACACUAUCGUUAAAUUCCCAAUUUCUGUAUUUGAUGGCGGAAUUAAAGUUAUUGAUACAUUAACAGCUACUCAAACUUCGACACUCGUUGCAAGCACAUUCACAACAACAGCUUAUAUUGCUGAACCUACGACACUAUUCUAUGUUUCGACAUAUGACAUUGCUGCUACUUCAUAUGCUACUUAUACUCCGACUGAUUCUACAGUUUACACUAUAUUCUCAACUAACUAUGUAUCAGUAUCAACCACAAUCAUCCCUCCACCUGCAACAACGAAUGAACUUCUCGGUGAGACAUCUGUAGUAGUUCCGGUUUUCAAGAAUACUAAAACAAUGGUCCACUCACCAAUCGAAUCUUCUCUUGUUCUUGAUCAAAGCACAAUCUAUAGUUACUCUGCAAAAACAGAAAUUUACACUAGUACAUACACAGUUGAUGAACAGAACGACAAAAAUGUAUUUAAGUUCACUAAAGUCAUAACAUAUACUGACGCAUACACUAUGUUUGAUCCAGUUGAUGGCAGUACAACGAUUGCAAGUUAUACAUUUGUUGAUAAAGAAAUUGAUACAAAUACAGUAGUUAUGGUCACUUCUAAAACAACGACGGAGAUCAAGGUCUAUUCAUACACAACAACAACUCAGAUGUCCACAAUUACAUCAGGAGUUAUGGCAACAAAUACAUUUGCUUGGUCAUCAACUCAAGUCUUAGCGCAAGGCGUUUUCGAUAUAACUACUUACUACGCACAAAACAUUAUUUAUGUCACCCAAAAGGAUGGGACAUAUUCAGGCAUAUGGACAGCUACACUUGUUCUCUCAACAACAAAGACAAAGGCAGUAACAGACAUUUUCACAAUUGUUCCUUCUGUAACUUUCACAGAUCUCCCAUACACAUUCACAACGACAUCUAAAGAUACAUUUAUCUCUUACAUUCUCGAAGGCUCUGCUAUUCCACCGAGAACACCAGCUCCAUCCCCAGAUGCUACACCAAAUCCAACCCUUUCACCAGGUAACACAUGGGUUACAACCGAAACUUACACAUCCACAUUUACAUAUACCAAUGUCACUCAAUACAGUCCAAGCUUUGUUAUUGUAUUACCAGGAGAAAGUACAACUGUUUAUACAACAACAUAUGUCCAAUCAUCCACAUUCACUCAUACCAAGGUUGGCGAUGAGGAUGUCGACACUUACACAAAGACAGAUGUUCCAACACUUUCCAAGUCAACAUAUAUCAACAAUGGUAAAGACCUAACUGUUAUUUCUGAUAUCACUACAGUAUAUACUCAACAGUCAACAAGUACAUUCUCAGCUACAUCAACCGUCACUCCAAGUAAGUCAGCUGAUGCUUCAUUCUCUAAAACACAAACAGAAACUCCAUCGUCAACAGUCGUUGAUACAAGCGUUACAUCAAUUACAGUCACAUGGACAUCAGUCACUUCCACAACAACAGUUGUUCCAACAAUUACAAGUGUUCCAUCAAGUAUUUACACCGUUAUCAUUUUGCCAGAUGGAAGUAGUUCAACAACAUACACAAAUACUUUGACUCAGUCGAUCACUAACACAACAAUCGUGUUAACUGAGGGCAACACAGAGUUACCAUCAACAACAGUAACAUUGGUAACUAGCACUUUGACAGAGACAAAGCAGAUUGGUGAAACAAUUACAGUCAGCUAUCUUCCAGUUCCAACAAAGUCUCCAUUGCCUACACAUUCACCACUUCCACCAAGAACACCAAUUCCAACAAGAUCAGUUGUUCCAACACCAUCAAAUGUCCCUCAUGCUACACUCGUCAGCGAUAUUUCAGGAGAAGUCACAUAUUCAAAGACAAUGACAGAGACAUACUCUUCAACACAGACCGAAUCCGUAACAAUGGUUGUCACUAAAACAACAAUUGAGAUUACUGGAGUGAAGAAGGAAACUACUUUGUCAUAUGCUUCAAAGAUAGUAGUUGAUACUUCAACACUUGUUGUCUCAGAAACAUCAGUUGCAUCACAGGUUUCAACUCAACAAUCAAAGAAGAAGAACAUCCUUCCAAUCAUCAUCGGUGCUGCUAUCGGUGGCCUCCUUCUUAUUAUCAUCAUCGCUCUUGUUGCUUACAUAUUACUCCGUAAGGGCGAUGCUUCAACAGAUUCUUGCGUCGAAAUGGCUGAAGAAACAGUUCUUCAGAUCCCUGACUCUUCAACAACAGCUCCUCUCACCAAUGAUAACCCACUCUGGACCACAUCAGUUCUUGGUGACACAGAUGAUCCAUUCAAUAAUGACUUCGAAGAAGACCACGCUGAAGGCUUCUUCACAAUCCGCGGACAAGGCUGA